UCUUGUCUUGCACAUGCUGAAAUUUAUCGGGUAAAAUCUUCGAAGAUAGAGAUGCGAGCCGGAUUGUCCUCCCGGCAUUUGAUGUCGGGAAUAUGGCGGGGAAGAUGGAAUGGUUCCACGACCUGACUGGACAUCCUUACGGUCCCUGACGCGUCAUAUAGUAUUAUUCACCCUAACUUAAUUAUCGGUUUGUCUUUUAAGUUAAUAAGCCCUUGAACACGUAGACAGUCUCCUACCAUCUUAAGCAUUCUCAUCAUGGAUCCCAAAGACGUCGAGGUUCCCCCAUUGAAAGACCUCACCAUUGACAACAUCACGGAGAAUGUACAUGCCAUCAACUCAAGAUGCGAAGAUCCGCGCUUCAAGUAUAUCCUCGAACGAAUUGUCACACAUCUACAUGAUUUUGCAAGGGAGAUCAGACUCAGUUUCAGUGAGUGGGAGGAGGGGAUUAAGUUUCUCAUCGAAGUUGGGCAGAUAAGUUCCGCAACUCGCAAUGAAUAUAUUUUGCUGUCCGACGUGCUAGGACUAUCAAUCUUGGUCGACAGUAUCGACCAUCCUAAACCGCCGGCCUCAACGGAUGGCACUGUACUAGGCCCUUUCCAUACUCAUGAUGCAGAACUCGCAGCACACGGUGCCAAUAUCACCCACGAUGCGGAUGGCCAACCUUGCCUUAUACUAUGCACCGUGAAAGACAUGGCCGGCAACCCCAUCGAGGACGUGAAGAUCGACAUUUGGGAGACUGACUCUCACGGGUUCUACGAUGUCCAGCGACCAGGUAGGAUAGAGCCGGAUGGGCGGGCGGUAUUGCAGAGCGCUGCCGACGGGUCGUUUUGGUUCAAAGCGAUAGUCCCUGUGCCAUAUACGAUACCGGACGAUGGGCCGGUUGGGAAGCUGUUGAAGAUCAUGAAGCGACAUGCAUAUCGACCAAGCCAUAUGCAUUUCAUGUUUGAGAAGCCGGGAUAUGACCAUCUCGUCACGUCUCUAUUCCUUCGAGGAGAUCCGUACGAGACCUCUGAUGCUGUAUUCGGCGUUAAGGAGUCCUUACUCACCGAUCUGGGAACUGUCAAUCCUGAACAAGAAAAGACUUACGACGUGAAGGAAGGAAGCAAACUGAUCAAAUACGAUUUUGUUUUGGUCACUGAGCAGGAGACAAGAGAAUUGCGAGAAAAGAAUGCAAUGCAGGCGAUGCAAAAUCUAGGGUUACGGAUGAAGAUCUACCAUGGUCUGCCCGUUCCUGAUGUAGACUAA
Messenger RNA from Eremomyces bilateralis CBS 781.70, 1245 nucleotides. RefSeq names its product cathecol 1,2-dioxygenase. Lineage: Eukaryota; Fungi; Ascomycota; Dothideomycetes; Eremomycetales; Eremomycetaceae. Gene Ontology annotation, biological process: catechol-containing compound metabolic process. The record is from RefSeq and is a predicted model, not a curated record. The transcript has 3 exons. Gene Ontology annotation, molecular function: catechol 1,2-dioxygenase activity; ferric iron binding. Bases 256 to 1245 code for a protein of 329 amino acids.